UCCCUCCUCAGUUUGCAGUAAAGCUCAACCUUCACCAAGACUCUGCUCGACCUCAGCAUGGACCAGAACUUCAACCAAAACCUGGCCGGCAACCUGUUCAACCCCGCCAUGGGUGGAGGCUUCUUCAACCCAGCUAUGGCUGCAAACUUCUUUAAUCCAGGCAUGGCAACCAGCUAUGAUUCUAACUUCACCAACAACAAUGAGCUGAGGAUCGUGAUGGUGGGGAAGACUGGAAUCGGGAAGAGCGCCACAGGAAACACUAUUCUUGGCCGCCAGUGCUUUGAGUCCAAGUUCAGUGCCAAGUCCAUGACGGUGGACUGUUCCAAAGGCAAAGCCACAGUGUCUGGUCAGCAGGUGGCGGUCAUUGACACUCCAGGCCUGUUUGACACCAGGUUCGGCGUGGACAAAACCACCAUGGACAUUUGCCAGUGCAUCUCUUAUGCUUCUCCUGGACCACACAUCUUCCUGGUGGUCAUCAGGCUGGGCAGAUACACUGAGGAGGAGCAGCAGACGGUGCAAAGGAUCCAAGAAAUCUUUGGCCAGGCUGCAGACAAAUACAGCAUGGUUCUCUUUACAGGAGGGGACCUGAUCGAAGGAACCAUCGAGGGCUUCCUGGCUGAAAGCCCAGAGCUGCAACAACUGGUGUCCAGAUGUAACAACCAGUACCACGUCUUCAACAACAAGAACAAAGAUCCCUCUCAGGUCCAGGAGCUGCUGCAGAAGAUCAGAAACGUGGUGCAGAAGAACGGAGGAAGCCACUACACCAACGAGAUGUUCCAGGAGGCUGAGAGGGCCAUCGAGGAGAAGAAGAGACGCAUCCUGGAGGAGAAAGAAGAGAAAAUACGCAAAGAAAAAGAAGAGAUGGAGAGGAAGCUGCAGGAGAAAUAUGAUAAAGAGAUGCAGAGAAUCAACCAAGAACUGCAGGCUGAGAGAGAGCAGGAGAGGAAGGAGAGAGAGGAGGAGAGGAGGAGGGAGAGGGAGGAGAUGAAUGAAGACAGGAAGCGGGAGAGGGAGGAGAGAGCUGAAGAGAGGAGGAGGGAGAUGGAGGAGAAGGAGAAGGAGCUGGGCAGAAUGAGGGAUCAGUAUGACAGAGAGCUGAAGGAGAAACUCAACAACAUCCAAACCAGGCAUGAAGACGAAGCCAGAGACGACGCAGAGGGUUUCAAUCCUUUAUAUCCUCUGGUACAAGCUGGAGAGCUCGCUCUCAAGGCAGGGAAGAAGAUUGUCGGAGGGGUUCGACUUCUGGGAAAGGCCAUUGGAAAUUUGUUCAAAUGAGAAGGAGCGAGUCCUGCUUUGAGAGAGUGGAGGUGGAGCUCCUGCAGGUUCCUUCAGAUCAUCACACUGCCCCCUGGUGUCCAUAGAAGGAAGUCUGAGCAGAUGUUUAUCAUGGAGGCAGGCUGAUGUUUGUUACACCUCUCUUUCUCUCAAUAUUACUGUUUGCUUUUUCUCAAAUAGCCAGAAAAAGGAAUGUUCUCAGAUGUCUCUGACACUUUGUUCUUUUUUUAUGAAGUUAUUUUAAUCUUCUUCGUCUGAUUUCUUUGUUUACUUUUUAGUCUAAUUUACAGUUAGUGUUACAGGUGUGGCUUAGUGGUGCUGUGGCCCCAUGGAAUCAGCAUAGCACCCCCAAGAAGUACAUUUUAAUAAUAAUUUUAAAAAAAGUGGAUUAUUUUGACUGUUUCUGUGUGAACAGUAAUUUGUUGUCUGGUUAAUCUGAUUCAGCCCAGUGAGUACAGCACAUCCAUUAACUUUCUGCUUACUUCCUGUUAACCAGCGCUCUUGUACUGGAGUCAAUGAAUGUAAAUUAGUGUUAAAAAUGAAAACAGCUAAAAUGUCUGCAUGUAUUCUCAUCAUAAUAGUAUACUGUCAAUAUCUUUGUGGUUGAGACCCAGAUUCUGACUCCUUCUAGUUAUCUCUAUCCAGUCCUUACUAAUAUAUCAUCACAUGUAUGAAACACAAUAUUAUUCUUUCAGUGGAGGUUUUGGUUCUGGUAGCACGAGUCUGAUUUGUGUAUGAAGCCCAAACCUGCUGUGUGUUUUGCUUGUGGCUGAUUCUGUGCAGACAGGACUGUUAAAGUUUGCAUUUCGUGGCUUGUUUGAGGGGGCUUCCUUAUAAACCUUCCAUCUUUUUCACUUCAGCUGAAUAUCUUGUGUGUUAUGAGGCGUAGUGCUGAUCAGUGACUUGCUGUAUUUAUCUGAAUUAAAGUUGUGUCAAUAA
This is a messenger RNA of Salarias fasciatus (jewelled blenny), 2214 nucleotides long. RefSeq names its product GTPase IMAP family member 9-like. The record is from RefSeq and is a predicted model, not a curated record. NCBI's taxonomy places the organism in Eukaryota, Metazoa, Chordata, Actinopteri, Blenniiformes, Blenniidae. Bases 58 to 1275 code for a protein of 405 amino acids. Gene Ontology annotation, molecular function: GTP binding. The transcript has 2 exons.